CUUGUGCAACCUGAUGACAGUAACAGCUACAGGAUCUCUGGCAUCCUUGACUUCGGGGACAUGAACAGUGGCUACUACAUCCAUGAAUUGGCCAUCACCAUCAUGUACAUGAUGACAGAACACCCUAAUCCCAUUGAGGAAACAAUAUUCAGCAGUAAUGGCAGCUCAGCAUGUCAAGCCCAACUUCAGUCAGCCUCAGGUGGCUGAGUUGGUGAAAAGGCUCUUUGGGCUCACCCCAUCAGAAAUCCGCCCACUGCCGAGCUAUGAUGACCAGAACUUUUAUGUGGCAGCAGGUGAAGGUGGCGAGUUCGUCUUGAAGAUCAUGAACUCAGAGGACAGUAAGGAACCCAAGCUAAUUGAGAUGCAGACAUAUGCUAUGUCCUUCCUGCAACAGAACGGACUUCCUGCCCAAACGGCCCUGCCCACAACCUCAGGACAGCUCAUGAGCCUUGAGGAAAUGGACUGCGGCUAUGGCUGUCAGAAGUACCUGGUGCGCCUGUUGACUUAUCUUCCGGGAACAACUAUUUCUGAGGUUCCUCUAACUCCUCAUUUACUGUAUGAAACAGGCCAGACAGCAGCCAGAAUAGACCAAAUUCUACAGAAGAUGGAACACCCUCAUCUUGAAGUACUACAGAGAGACAAUUUCAACGGGAGCCUGUCAUAUAUACCACUCUUGGAAAAAUGCACCAAUCUGUUGGAUGGAGAUCCUCUACAGGAAGUUAUAAACUCUGUCAUACAUCAGUUUAAGACCAUUGUGAUCUCUAAACAGCCUAAUUUCCGGAAGUGUGAGUAUGAUAUUUACUAAAUAGAUUCUCCUCUACUCUAUUAUAAUUAUUGAUGAUUAAAUACUUGAUUUUGAUUGGCUGCUUUUGAACCUGGUUAUGGGUGUUUAUAGUGUUACUCUGGCUCUCAAGCUUCACAAGCCAAAUAGAGUUAUGGCUUGUAUAAAAAGGUUUUGAUAAGAGCUACAGUCCUAUAAAUUCAAUAAACAUCCCACAAAAGCUGGAAUUUGUUGUGAUAAAUGAGUCUGUCAUUUGACACUAAAAUCAAUUAAAAAAAAAAUUCUCUAAAGAUUGUAGUAGGUUUAGCUAUUGUUUAGAACAGGGGUUCUCAAAGUUUUGAUAGCUGAGGGCCAAUUUAGGAACCCAACGUUGGACUGAGGACCGCCCAAGGAAAAAAAAAAAACAUAAAAAAAAAAAAAAAAAUCCCAUUUGUAAUCAUUUUAAUGACCAGAUUGCAUCUCUACAGUUUACAUUUAUUGGUUUGCAUCCAGUUAUGUGCAAUAAACACAUUUUGAUUAAUAAAUGAGGCUAAACCUGGCAAAACUUGACAAAACCUUGAGAAAACCUUGAGAAACAUUGUAAUGCACACAAAAUACCUGGGGUUGUCUGCCCUCUACAGUCAAAUUGGGGAUAUAACAGUCCUGUGUGCAUUCCAUUUCAGAAUAUAUGUUAAAACUUAUUUAGAACAGUCAGUCUCAGGUUUAGAAGGUUGUGUGUUUUUUGUGUUUCUUUUUUCUCCCUUUGUUGCAAGCUGGUGGGAGUGGCUUAGAGGCACUGAGGCUCCUCAGUUACUCAACUACAACUCAUUGGAAGCAAUUAGCUCCUGCUUAUAUUCACCUGACUGAAGCUUAGAGGGUGCCAGAGUAUGCUAUCAUCCAGUGUAAUAACAGGUUCAACCUCAAGCUUUGUCUUUGAGGACUUUUGUGAUUUUUGUAAUGUUUCCUUGGAGAUUAUAACCUCUUUUGUGCUCCUUUCUCCAGUCUAGACUCCCAGUGCCACUCCCAUGCUGUCAGCCCUAGAUCUGCUCUUUGUGUAAACAAAUCAACUCCUACCUACAACCCCCAAAAAAUAAUUUACUAAAACUAUAUUUAUUUUGGUGCAAUAUUUUACCAGUAUAAGUUUAUUGUGAAAUAUUGAGAAAAGCAGCAAGACAUUGAAACUGUUAGUUACAGCUAAUUUAUACUCUUCAAUUUAUGUUUAUUAUGGCUAUGUAUUGAGGAUGUUUCUCUCAUUUUGCUCAAGCCAGAUUUGAUAGUGAAAUGCAUUAAAAUAAAAAACAUUGUGAUUUAUUUUUUUUCUUACAGCUAAUGUUGACUGUGGUUAAUCAGGAUUCUUCCCUAUUCAGUGUUCAUGAUCUGGACUCUAUGGGCCCCCAAAUUUUCUGCAUAUUCCUCCUUUUUGUGUGAACUCUUAAGCAAGACACCUUUCAUCCUCUUUGACACUAUGUAUUCUGUCUGCAUAUCUAGCAGAGACUAGAUAAUGCAAGUUGGCUCCAUUUGAACAACUAAAUGUCUUUUUUUUUUUUUUUUUUUUUUUUU
Cheilinus undulatus (humphead wrasse) is the source of this 2320-nucleotide messenger RNA. RefSeq names its product hydroxylysine kinase-like. The transcript is spliced from 4 exons. Gene Ontology annotation, molecular function: amino acid kinase activity. Lineage: Eukaryota; Metazoa; Chordata; Actinopteri; Labriformes; Labridae. The record is from RefSeq and is a predicted model, not a curated record. The coding region runs from base 158 to 805 and encodes 215 amino acids.